GAAAUCAUAUAUUUUGUAUUGUAUUCAUUGCUACUGCUGUACAAAAGAACACGAGCUACUACUGCCGAGUGGGUUCACACAUGUAUCGGGCUCACUCCCGCUCGUCGUGUUCGUACUCGGUGCCCUGGCUCCUUCUCGUGCUGGGGUACAGCACGCUCGUCCUUCACGAGCCUAUGCGCGUCGAGCUGGGGCAUGCCGGGCUGUUGCUCGGCGGGCCCUUACAUGCCGCGCCGGGUGCCCCGGUGGACCAGUGCGCGUCAGUUCGAGAUCAGUAUACAUAGGCGGCCGGCUCUUCAAUGCUGUUGGGUCCGUGCACAGUAUGUUGCAUACCUGUUGGGUUUACGCUAGCGGGCUUGUGUCGUCAGCUGGUCGCACGCCGUCAGGAUUCACAUGUACUCGCACCUCAUCUGCAUCAAUAUCUCGUACUUCGGGCCGUGCACCUCGUCCCAGUGCUGCACGUCGAGGUGGCGCAGCGUCCGCGGGAUGAGAACCGUGCGCUUGGUGAGCUCGCACUCGCUCGUGGAUCAUUGCUCGGCGGACUUACACGGAGCGGAACUGGGCGGGCUGGCACUCGCUCGGCUCGGGUUCGUCAGGCUGGUGUAAGUACAGCGGGCGGGCUAUGCUCCUCCUCGCCAUGUUCGUGCUCGAAGCAUAUACACUUCUCGAGCUUGCACAUGACAGCUACGGCCGAGCAUGGCUAUAUCCAGGCUCGACCCGGACCGUCCCGGUACAGACCCGCCACAGCGGGUACGGGUGCGGCGCGGGUAAGUAGGGCAGCGAGAGGGACACACGUGAGAGGGACGACAGGGAGAGCGAGACAGCGAGCAGGACGGCGGGCGAGGAGAGCGACAGCGGGUUCAACAACAGGCGAGGAGAGCGGCGGGCGCGUGAAACAGCAGGCGAGUGGAAUAGUGGGUGUGUGAGACGGAAGGCGAGCGGGUGGGCGAGCUAGGGAGAGGGAGAGAGCGAAAGCGGCCGACCGAGUUGGCGAGCGAGCGAGUUGGCAGAAAACCCAGUAAGGGGAUACCGUGGCGUGCCCGUCCUCAACAAGUCGAUGC
Molecule: messenger RNA, 1058 nt
Organism: Fomitopsis serialis
Lineage: Eukaryota; Fungi; Basidiomycota; Agaricomycetes; Polyporales; Fomitopsidaceae
Exons: 6
Coding region: 297-923 (208 amino acids)
Source: RefSeq, a predicted model, not a curated record